Molecule: messenger RNA, 3756 nt
Organism: Cyclopterus lumpus (lumpfish)
Lineage: Eukaryota; Metazoa; Chordata; Actinopteri; Perciformes; Cyclopteridae
Gene: ginm1
Product: glycoprotein integral membrane 1
Exons: 8
Coding region: 83-1180 (365 amino acids)
Source: RefSeq, a predicted model, not a curated record
AUCUCCUCGCGCGUGCGCAGCUCACACGUCUCGCUCAAUGUUUUUGUUUUAACGAACGCUGUCGUCUGUCUGUUAUCGCAAAAUGGAAACGACAGGUCUAACGUUAACGAUAGCAAUGAGCGUCAUCUCGCUUCUUUUUGCCUCGGCGACGUGCACGGAGUCUUCGCCCAGGCAACUGAAUACGGAAAACAUCCUGAUCAACGUGACGGCGGGGACGCUCGCGGAUACGCAGCUGCACGAUUCCAACAACCUGCAGAUCAAUUUGAACAUAUCGGUGGGCGAAGAGCAGGUGCUGGUCAAUGACAUCCCGGUAGAGCUGUCGGGGGUCACCAGGUUCAACUGUCAAGCACUUCUCUUAGACGGCAUCAAUGGAAGCAGUGAGUUUGAGUCUGGGGACUUGGUGUCCACGGUCACUCGGGUGAUGGUGAGCCAGAACCGGCUGUACAGCGACUCAGAGGAGGUGGUGGCUCUGCAGGUGUUCAGUGAAGUGAUCGAGAUGGAGGGCAAAGAGGUCCAGCAGCCUGACAUGUGUGAGGUAAAAAUCCUGAUGAGCCCAGAUUUCCAGAAGCUGGCUCAGUUUACGAACAUCUACCCCAUUGGACACAGCGAGAUCUUCAGGGUUCCCAGGGAGAACGACGUAGUGGUCACAGAUCCGCCAAAUCCCAGAAAAGACGAAGAGCAGCUGAUGUCCCAGACCACCAGCCAGUACCCCCUGAAGCACACAGAGACCACGCAGGAGGAGAUUGCAGCACCGGGAAAGCUCCCAGAGACUCCGCUUCGCAUGGACCCUGACCUGCUGUACGAUGUCAGAUACGACGAUGAGUUUGAUGUCAGGGAGCCGAGCCAGCCGGACCAGAUUCAGAUGGAAACUCCGCCCAAAGAAUCCAUAUCCUCUUACUCUGCUAUGUGUCAGUGGGUGGAGGGAGUGAGGGAGCGUCUGAGGCGCUUCAGCUCCGAGUCGCUGCCUCUUUUCUUCCUGGUGAUGUGGGUGGUGGUGAUCGGCGUCGUCGGGUCAGCGGUCAUUGUCAAGAUCUUGGACAUGUUCUUCCCGACCUGUGAACACAAGCACAUUUUUCACCUCAACCCUGUCACUCUCAUGCGGGAGGACGAGAAGCACACUCUGCUGGAGAGCAUAGAAUUAGAGGCAGAAGAAGAGGAGGAGGAAGUGAAGAAGCCUUGAAUGAAAAUUGACUUGGCCAGCUCCUUUUUAGUUUCAGUUUGUUCUUAUUUGUUCUUUAACCUUGGUUACUGUCUUACAUUUUCAGCAUUUGUCGCUAGCUUGUAUUCAAAUUUGUGAACCAGCUGGUUUUGUUUUCACCUCGGUUAAGCCCUUUGAGCACAAUCGCCUUGGAGUGGGAGCGGGCCACCAAACAGAUUUAGCCUCAAAUUUAGUUCAAAUUUAGAGAAAGUGAGGGAUUCACAGCACCGACGUUGUGAUGUUGGCCGUGGAGGUUGGAUUGUUGGGCAUGUGCACAUGUGUAGAUGAGGUGGCCGCCAGGCUGAACGCGCACUUCUUUGCUAUUGGUUGAUGCUGCGACAUCGCCCGGUCACAGAUGCCGAAGUCGCACAAGAUGCAAAUUCUGCGCAUGUCUGAUUGGUCAGAUAGAAUAUAUGGAAAGCCCCCUUCUAUCAAGUCACAAAUUACUACUUUGUAACUUGGCUUUUGAAAUAACAUGUUUGUAUUUUACUAAAAACGACCUAAGUCAUUAUGUGCUUUACCUUUUCAACAUGCCGUAGCAACGGGGUUCACCCUUCCAAAUUUGCCUUCAUUAUUGUUUUAAUAUGUAAAGCAAGAAGCCAAUGUCAUGUGUACGUUGAAGGCUUUGAAGUUAAAGGAAUAGUUCAACCAUUUGGAGAGGACCCACAUUGGCUUGUUGAUUGAUGCCAACGUUAUGUCACACAGCUAGCUUGCGUGUUAUAUCUUGUGCGUGUAACUUGUGCAAAAGUGUAAAAAGGAUUACGUGCUAAACUAUUUCUGACGCUCUCAGAGACGAAGUCAGGAGCUUUGACCUUUGCAUCAGACACUGAGCAAGAAGGGAAAUGGGCGCACGUUCCUCAAAUGUCAAGCUAUUCCUUUUAAGCACAGACGAGACAUCCUUAAAAAGUGCUCGGAAAAAGAAAAACAAUUGACAGGCUUAAAGGAGACUGACAACAUAAGCAGAUAUGAGAACUGUAGGUUCAACAAAUUAAUAUGAACAAACUGGACAUUUCAGGGGCCGCACCCAAUACGUUUGAGUCUGUGUUCACUGAAAAGAUGUUCUCGAUGUAGCAGCUCUGUACAGGUCACACGUUCUCACACUAUGCUUUCUCUCCAAAAAAUACACCACACUGCUGAAUGUGAAGAAAACUAAGAAAAUGCACUGAAUGAUGAGUUUACUCAAUCCAUUGUUUAAUGGGAGGCAGGCGAUGCCUCCUGUCUGAAGAAUAGACAUUACAUUUGAAUCUGUUGCUGCAGAUGGCCCGGAUGAAGUAAAGUAAUAUUUAACCUAAAUGGUUAAAAAGAUGCCGCUUACUGUCUGGAAAUGUUAUUACAAAUCAUGUGUCUGCACAUUCAGCGAGACCUCUUUUAAGCACUGAAUGUCAAUACUGAAAAAAAACACCUCCCUUUAAGGCCUGUUUUCCACUAUUGAGGAUCAUAUAUUGAUUGUUUCUUCACAGUGCCACUGUGACUAUCAGUUGCGGGGGUGGGGAGGGAGGGGCUUAGCAAUUUGAUUUUCUUAGGUUGUGUUGAUGUGGGGUUUCCUGUUAAACAUUGGAGCGGGAAAGGGAGGUUGUUCAGAUUGUCUAUGCACUCCAAGUGCUGACUGGACCGAUGUAAAACGGCGUGUGCACAAGACAUUACCACAAAUUCAGUGUGUAAAUUACUGUUAAAGGAAUAGAAUCUGCACUUAGUUUUGACUUUUAGAGUGAAAACUGGACUUGACUGCAUGUAUGGUUUUUAUUUUUGUAUUUUUGUUGGAGAUUAUGGGCAAAACAUGACAUGUGUGAGGGGCCAUGGAGGUGGGCACAAGGCUAAUUAUGGGUUGAAAAAAGUGUUUUGUGUUAUUUAAUUUUAUUCUUUUCUUUAAAAACACCCGUAAAAUGUCCGCUAGUACGGAAUAGUAUUAGAGCCAAUAAAUCGUAAAAGAAGUAAAAAUGUUCAGAAUGAAGUCAAAAUGUUUGCAUAAAUACUAUUUUGAUUUAUUCUCACAUUUUCAAUUUGUAUGCUUGAUAUUUCGACCAAAUUCUCCAAAUGGUAUUUUGAAUUCAUGCUUAACAUUUUGACUUUAUUCCCUCCCUCCCUCCUCAUACCUGGCCCUAAUACUCCUCCGUAGCUCACUGAGGUUGUGAACAUGUCUCCCAGGGGCAGAAUGCAUGAUGUACUGCGUUAGCAAAAAGGUGCAUGUGUAGUCUAGCUAGUGAAUGCAGUUUGCUGUUCUAGCAGCAAGGUCGACAGCAAAACUGAGAAGCUGCAUGACGACUCAAAGCCGCUCAACCUGUGUUGGGUUCAGCCUCAAAUUCCAAAUUGAGUAAUUCAAUACUACAAAGAUGACACAAAGUUAGCCUUCAAGGCAAACCAUGUCGGGCAUGAAUCCAGAUAUGUUGCUGAAGAAUAAAAUAACAAACGUAUAGUUUGAUUUGCUCCUUGUUUAAAUGGGGUAGACCCCAGUGUGUUACUAUUGAGACAUUUAUGUGCAUACAUUGUAUGAAUUACAGCUGGACUGUGUAUUUGGGUCUAUAAUCCUGCUGAUUAAAUGCUUUCCUUAUGACCAUCAA